Molecule: messenger RNA, 10627 nt
Organism: Homalodisca vitripennis (glassy-winged sharpshooter)
Lineage: Eukaryota; Metazoa; Arthropoda; Insecta; Hemiptera; Cicadellidae
Product: phosphatidylcholine:ceramide cholinephosphotransferase 1-like
Exons: 8
Coding region: 3823-5196 (457 amino acids)
Biological process (GO): sphingomyelin biosynthetic process; ceramide biosynthetic process
Cellular component (GO): endoplasmic reticulum membrane; Golgi membrane
Molecular function (GO): ceramide cholinephosphotransferase activity; sphingomyelin synthase activity
Source: RefSeq, a predicted model, not a curated record
CAAAUUUGCACAACAAUAACUUUAUUAUCAUUUUGUUACAUUUUGAAAAUGCGGGAUAUUUUAAUAAACCCCAACUUUUUUACGUGGGGGUUUUAUCAAAAAGAGAGGAUGAUUAGGUUAAUUGAUGUUCGAAAAACUGGGUAUAUUAAGACUGAAAGUACAAUGUAAAGAAUUGCUACACAAAACUGUUAUGAGAUUAGAAGACAUUCGAAUAAUAUAAGUGGGCAGGGCUGUAAGGAGGCUAGCGAAGAAUGAAAGUUCCUGAUUACGGAAAUGAUUCUAAAAAAUUACGGUUAGAACAAGAAAUGAUCGAAAAAUGUGAAAAACACGUUGGAGUUACCUUUUAGUUAUGUUCUUAAAUGAUAAAGACAAUCAAUUUCUAGCCAGUUUUUAGUUUAUCCUUCACAAGGAACUUAAAAACUUUCUGGGGGUGUAUUGUGAGUGUCAUUAAUUGAUGCCAAAUCUAAAUCAAUCUGUUCGGCAUCAGCUGUGUCAACAAAGUGAUUGACGUGUUGCCAAUACCAUCGUCUGCUCGUCAUAAACAAUCACUAGACGUGGAACCUCGCGCGGGAGUUUCAGGUUACUUCGGUGAACUGUUUUCUAUGACUUUAGAGACGUAGUCAGCUGUUGUUAAAACUUGGGUUUGAAUGUUAGAUAUUGACGCCUGUUACACAACAUCCGCCUUUAGCACUUGUAAUGUGACAGUUCAUUCCAUUUUCGUGAGAAAAUAAGACCAGUGUGUAAGUAUAGCUAAAUUCCUUAUCGUUCAGUCUCUAUGUAAAACUUAAGUGCUCUUUUAGACGGCCUAAGUCGUCAAGCACUUUGCUAAACAUUGUAUGGAUGAACUUACCCUUUUUCGUUACCUCUUCUCACUCCUAUAACGUAUUAUACAAUAUUCAUUCUUUUCAUCUUCUGUUCGAUUUGUUAUAGUUUAUCAUCUGUUAUAUCGGUGUAUUUUUUAAACUUAAAAACCUCGUUCCAUCGUAUCUUUGUCUGUUUGGUCUGUAAAGUAAUCUAAUCUAAAAUGGUAAGAAGGGAACAGACGAAAAUACAAUAUGAAACGAGGCUAUUUUAAGAUUGACGUGUAUUCUGACUUAUUAGUGUACACUAUCAUAUUACAUUGGGAAGUCAUGAGUAAACCUGACUUUGUAUUAGGCUACGUCACCGUCCGCAUGACGUCACCACGCGCAUGUUCGACACGCUCUAAGACACCGCUAGCAGCAACCUUGAGUAGCUCGCCGUACUGGUGUGAUAAGGUAUCGCCGUGGCCGCUGUUAGUGUGUACGUGCUGUAAGCGAGCUGCCGCAGUGGAUGUUCGACUCCCGUCCUUAUUCCGUGUUUUUGUGUUUAGUUCAAGUUUCACUUGUGGUGGGUGGUCUGUAUACAGUGUUCAAUUCUGUCUCCCAUAAUCAUUUUACUUUUAGUUUGGACCUUUUAUAUUGUAUGUCUACUACUCGAUGCUACCAUAUGUCCACUAUAAAAACUUGUAUUUAUUCAUAGACGUUCAAUUAUUAUUGCACUCUACCGCCCUUUUCUGUUUGUAACAGUCACAUUCAUUUUCACACUUAAAGUCCAGAUGAUGACAGGGCAUGUUAAGUCCGCGUUCCUUAUGUUAUCCUUUUAUUGUUGUUUCCAUUGUAAAUGUAUUUGCUCAGAAGUUAAAGAGUGAACGGUUGGGUUAAUCUAAGCGCGAGUUUAAAGUCACGAAAUCCGUGAGGGGUUAUGAUGUAAUCGUCUUCGUUUAAAACUAAAUGUCAACGAGCUGUCAGAGGAUAAACGAACGAGAAGUAAACACCACUUAUCGUAGGUGUCAUAUAUCUCGCUAGGCCGACUAUGUAGUGAACAUUGUCGUAGUUUCUUGUUUCAGAUAACGAACAGUUGUUUUUAUGUUCUAGUGAAUAUUUCCUAAGGUAUAUUAAUAGCAGACUUCCAAACGACCAUGCCUAGACAUGUUUAUUGUUAACAUUAUGUACAUUAUAAACACUGAAGAAUGUGUUCAACAAGAGUGGUUAUGUUCUCCAGCUAAUAACAAACAGUUCCUUUGGUAAAUUUUAUUUUUUGUAAAUUACGCAGUCAAGGUCAUAAGUUCUCUAUUCUCUGUAAAUGCCACGAUAUCUUUAACCGCUAUUGUAAUGGAUUUUUGACGAGUGGGCCAUUUCUGAAUACAUAAAAUCGAACUGAAUGAUUCUAUAAUUACCAUUGUAUAAAAAUAAUGGAUUGGAAGAACACAUGUACGCAAAAAAUUAUCCUAUUGAUGUGUAACACGCCUUGUUCCGUUGGAUUUCAGUACAUCAGCUUGGCAAAAAAAAAAAAAAAAAAAAAAAAAAAAAAAAAAAAAAAAAAAAAAAAAAAAAAAAAAAAAAAAAAAAAAAACAGAUACACUCAUUUGAGAUUUGCCUACAUUAGGCUUCCGAGUACCAGCUGUUGAAGAAGCAACCUUGCCUGAACAAGACCUGUGUUUGAUCAGUAACAUAACUUUCUAUGAAAAGAAAACAAUGAUUUUGGCCAAUGGGAAUAAAUUUCGGAUUUUGUAGCUCUAUAUAUUUAUAUAGGAACUCGUUCCAGAUUCCUAAGGGUAAUAGCGUAUUUAAUAGUUACACAAAGAUAAUGCUUACCUUAGACUUCUUAGCAACUAGAAUCAGUCAACAGAGUUUCGCUGUGCAUUACUAGGUUUGUCAAUAAUAGUAUACUACCAAUUUCAUUAAAUAGCGCUGAUUAAAGGUGUUACUGACAGACUACUGUUGUAUCCACUGUAACUGCAUGCCCCUAAACAUGUACUCGCCAACAAUAAUAUAGAAUAGUGAAAGCGACAAUUGUUUUCAGCUUGACAUUAUCAGUUUUAUAUAACACGCACGCAAUGUUUCUGGGUUAUUCUUUUACAAAAUAUUGGUUUGCUUUGAAGUGGUUAGGUAUGUUGUAAAGAAGUUUCUGAUAUUUUUGUUGGGACAAUACUGCAUGAAACAGAAUACCACGCGUUAUAUAAAUUCCUGCAAAUUGUUCAAAUUAUAAAAGAAAAACUAGCAAAAAUUUGGACGAAUAUAUUGAGAAGUAGAAAAACCAACAAUGAGAACACAAGUUAGGAAGACAUUAUUGAAUAUUCAGCAAAUACAUUUGUUGCUGGGAAUAUCCAUAAAAGAGGGAGAUGUAUUUAAGAGUAAUUGUCAAGCAGUGCAUUGAGAACUCGUUGCUCAAAUUCAGUUAGAUCCUCCUAAAUCCUGAUUUUUUUUCUUCUGCAGCUAUUUAUCGCUAAUCUCAUACUUUCUUCAUUGUUAAAGACUACUAAUAAUCAGUUGUACAGAGUUAAUAGUGACACUAUUGGAGUCAAAUGUUUUAUCGCUAUAAAGAUAACGGCUUGGUCAGCCGAGCUUGCGGCUUCAACUUCUCUCUAUAUAAAUCUAUGCAAAUGAGUUUAUACUAUAGCUCGUCUGAGCAUUCGUGAUUUGUAUUCUGUCAAGUGAUAUCUAGAUCGAUAUGUUUCGUUCUUGUCAAAGCCGGAUUCAUUAAUUUAAGACCGUUCGUAAACUAGAAAUACUUUCUACUAUUGUUCGAACAAUGGCUGUUUUUCUUGGUUUACAUUACUGUUUCAAACGUUAGAGUAUCAUAGAAAUAGUUGUGUAAAUGUAACGGAGUUAGACGAACUCGAGUGUAACACAUCAUACGUACAUACAGCUAUUACCACACAAUACUGAGCCAAACCGUACAACUCAGAACAUGAUCACGGUAUCGAAGGUCUAUCAAUACAAUGUCUAUGGCAGUACACAAAGAACAGUCGGUAUUCUCGCCUGAUGCGGUCCAGAUUGAAGUAAGGUGAGGAGGGAGACCAUGACACCACCUCUGGUGCGCAAGAACAAGAAUCCCCUGGAGACGCUGCGAGUGCUGCACGCUCACUACCAGAGACUGUUGGACAAGGGGAUGGAGUACCUCAGACACAGAGUGAUGUUCCUGGACAGACUGAUGCGGCGGUCAGAGUCCGGGCUCAUGAGAGACGAGAUGUCACUCAGCCGGACAGAUAUAGUCCCCAGGAUGGUUUUGGAUCCCAAAAGCGGUGGCAGCCAUAACGACUACGGGAGUAUUUCCGCUGAAGGGGAAGCGACCGGCGGGCCAUCGGCAGGCGCAGCGCCCGUGUCGGUGUCCGGGCCGGCCGGCGCAGCCAUGACACAGAGUGACCUGUAUCAACGGCAGCCAUUGCUGCCGGACACAGGAGGGUGGGUGACUGGAGCAACUCUGGCACAGCCGCCAGAUUACGACGAGGACGACGAAGACAAGAUGGAUGGGCUCAAGCGCAACACCAUCAACUCAAACGGUGUUGUGAGAAUAGAGGUCCCCUCACCUCUGCGUGAUGAGCCCAGAUACCCCAAGGAGAAGAUGAAAACUUUUAUAGCAUUCCUGACAUUCUUGCUAAACAUGGUUCUGUCGACACUAUCACUGGCUCUGGUUCACGAAAGGGUGCCUGAUCGCUCGUACCCACCACUGCCUGAUACGUUCCUCGACAACGUGCCCACGUUAGAUUGGACGCUGGAUAUCUCUGAAAUACUCAUUAUGAUCUCCACCAACGUCACGGUGCUGGUCAUCGUCAUGCACAAACACAGGUAUAUAGUGUUCAGAAGAGUAUUUCUGAUUCUCUCAUUGCUGUAUCUCAUGCGGUCCAUCACCAUGUACGUGACAGUGUUGCCAAUGUCCAGCACUACAUACAUCUGUUCACCCAAGGUGAACCACACAAGUGUUGCGAUAGUGGCCAAGAGAGUGUUCCAGCUAAUAUCUGGCAUGGGGUUGUCUAUCAAUGGCAAACAUACAUAUUGUGGUGACUACAUCUACAGUGGCCAUACCAUCAUACUCAUCAUGAGUUACCUCAUAAUUUCUGAGUACUCACCCAAGAGGCUGUGGCCACUGCAUUGGGCGUCAUUUGUGGUGUCAGCAGUGGGUGUGAUGUUUGUGUUGGUGGCUCGAGGCCAUUACACUGUAGAUGUCAUCAUAGCUUACUGGGUCACCACAAGGGUCUUCUGGAUCUACCACACUCUUGCCAACCACUCUAUACUCAAGAAUAGUACAGCCAACAACCUGCUGAGCCGAGCUUGGUGGUUCCGGCUAUUCCGCUACUUUGAGGGCAAUGUCGGAGGCCCUCUGCCCCGCCUUCAUGACUGGCCUCUGCCGUGGCCCCGCCGUUUCCUCGCCAAGCACCCUAACCGUGACAGUUAGUACCCCCCUGCCCUACGCCCUCGCCAGUCUGCCAAAACCACAUCUUGUGUUUGUUGCUUUUUAAAUUCAGAUAAGCAAAGAAGCCGUUGUUUGUACCAGACGUGCAGUAGAGGAUGAGCUCUCCUCCCGUUGUAACCAGAGAGACCACAGAACAGGUUCUCGUAGCGCACUUCACACCACUGUCAAAUAGUAUUUGUUAACACAAUGUACGGGGGCAAAUCAUAGAAUAUACAAACUUUCUGUUUUACAAGUUUUAUUUUAGAGUAGAAUGUUAUUUUAACAUUUGGACCAGGAACACGCUAGAUUUACAGUUAUGAUUUUAUAAUGUCCAAAGAUUUCAAAUUUUAUAUAAGUUUGGGGGUUUUAAUUUUUUAUCAUCAAACAUGAUUUUCUUUUUACGGCAGACAAGAGACAAGAUUUAAUAGAAAAAUGGAUUAAAAUUAUUUAUUCAAGUAUCAAUAUAUUUAUUAUUUUCUAACAUAAUCAUCACUAGGGAGUUUUACUAUUAUUUAACACGUGUUUAAACAUUCAUUGAAGAAUCAUUUUUUACAUUGAUAUCAUGUCACAGUAGGUUUGUAAAACACAUGUGCUAACAACCAGCUUCGCUUAAGUCUACACCAACUUUGAUGUACGUAAUAACGAUAUUUAUACAGAAAUUAGUAUGUAUAUAAUUAACGUUGAAGUAAUAGUGCCGUAGUUAGAAAUGUGAUAAUGCAUACCAAUAUUCAAAGCCAAUCAACCUUGCACAAUAAGUAGGACCUUUCUAUGAUUCUAAACUCACUGCGAUUGUUCUGUAGCAUUUUUGAAUCAAGAACCUUUAAGACUGAACUGUGAUCAUUUAGUGAUUGGUGGAGAGAACUCAUUAGGAUUGUAGGCCCUUCUUUCCAUAUAAGCCGUUGCUAGAUUGAGGAACUAUAAUUAUUUUACUUUUGAACAAAACAGUGUAUUACGUUAGCACCUCCUGGAGUUCUUUUUUUAAUUUACAGUACAGUUGUUCUAUAAAAGUAGAUUUUCAUGUGAUCCUAAAUUAAUAAUAUGUAACCGUCUAUAGAGUUUACAGGAAAUAAACAUACUCGUACAAAAUACUAUAGGUAAAGAAAUAGCUGAAUUAGCCUUGGACCAGGGCAUUUAUAGCAUAUAGUUUUAUUGUACAGUCAUAGUGUGUACUUACCUGAACAUUCACAUGAUAGGAUUUUGGUACGACUCAGGCCCUAACUUAGCUGUAUUGUAUAUAACCUGCUUCCAGAGUAUCAUUAGCUUAGCGUAAAUAGUGUUGUCUUCCGUUAGUCACUUUCCGACCCCAUCUAUUUGCUAGGUGUAAAUACAUAUGUACAUUCUGUAUAGAUUGUAAUUGUUUAUUCUUGAUAGGUUACAACAAAGUGUCUUGUUUCAUUGUUAGAUCAAGUUUCAUUCUAUAACUUGUUGUUGGUUCUAUUUUGCUCACUGGACAAGUAAGUUGCAACCUCUUGUUUGUCAAUAUCUGGACAAUAACCCUUCAACAUUGAGUUCUGUGGUCAUCUGUACUCGUCAUUUCCAAAUUUCUAGCCCUCAUAAUGAAAAAUAUAUAUUUAUGUACAUAUUAGAAACAUAAGAUUAUUGAUUUAUUUUUUAACAUAAACAAAUGAAAACCUACCUAAGAUAUACCUAAUAUUGAUAUAGCCAUUAGUGUAUCAUGAUAUUUUGACAUUCAAUAUAUCGCUAGUACAGUGGGCAACUUAGAACGUAAUGCCUCUCAACCAUUUACUUGCUAGACUGUCCUCGGGUAAUGGAAACAGAGUUAUUUAGUGCUAAGUAAUUUAGUUAAGUCGCCAAUUAAACUGCAGAAGCUCUAUUUUCUUAAAGUACAAAUGUGUAAAGUCGAUGUUAAACCUGAAUAUAUAUGAUAGUGAUCAUGCAACUUCGCCAACACAGGUGAAACCUGUGAAGUUAAAUCAUCUGGUGUAGUUUGAUUUUAUUUAGUGGUGUUCUAGUUAUAUAAGCUUUUCAACCGAAAUUAUGGAACAAGUGAUGAUUACCUGUGAAAAUAUUAAACAGGUUUUUAAAAUUAAUUUUCAAUUAUAAAUUAUCUACCACAUCAAAUUUGUAAGUUAAACAAUACCAUUUUUUGGAUUUUACGUGAUAUAUUUACAACCAAUGUUAGUAUUACACAAAACUUCAAUAAAAUCUUGUUUUAGACCUAACACUUGAGUUUUAUUAGUCUUUGUCUUUUUUAAUGUCUUUAACAAAAAUAUGUUAUUUUCAUCAUGAUAUUGUUUGUUUUAAUCGAGUUAAGUAUUUAGGGUAAACAUUUAUUUUUAAAAUUUAUGUUCCAAUUUUAUUGUGUUCAUAAAGUAUAUUAAUUUAUACCUAAUUUGUAAUAAGUUUGAGAAAUCUAACCUAACUUUUUGAAACUUUUUGCUUUCAAUAUUGUUAUGGAGUAAGAAGCCUGCCUGCAUCAUGGUAUGACAUCAUAAUUUUAAUUCAACUUUAGGCCCAAUAACUGCAGUUAAUUUCAUUACAAUUUAAACUGUUUGGGAAAAUACAAUUUGAAUUUUUACAUAAUUGAAUGUGCACUUUGUAAUUGUAUUUUAAACUUUCUUAUGUAUAAUUAUUGUUUAAACUAUAAUAAUUUCUUAUGUUUGAAACCAUGAAGUUACGGACAGAUUAUAUUAUUUGUUAAGAAAAUAAGUUUAAUACCUUGUAAUUACAGGCAGUGUUAAAUCAAUCUUAAAUAACUUUAAUAAUUGAAUGUACAAUGUUACAGGAGAAUUAAGUUAAAUAGGUUGCAUGGUCACACUUGCUCUGUACGCUUCUCAGAUGAAAUAGUUUAAUGUUGAUUUAUAGUUUAGUUAGUUGUAUGUUGUAAUCGUAAGCUUGUAUCACACAUCUGAAAGUUGCAAGUUAUCAGUCAGUUUUGACCUGCUCGCGAGUAAAAUCAGUUUGAGUAGCAGAGACAUGUAACUUUAUCCUUUAUUUCGUUUUACAUAUAUAAAUAUUUUCAGCUUUCAUUAUGUAUAUAAUGCUAGAAACAUAAUUCGGAUGCAUUGAUUGAGAUCAGUAAGAUUCUAUACCACAGUAAUGUUCUUUCACCAUUGUACUGUAUUGGCUCUUAAUUUUAUUAUACUCUUCGUAGAAAUGUAUUUAUUCGUAUGGUUAUUAAAUGAGAAAUAUAAACAAAACGAACUAUUUAUACAAACUUAUACAUGUAUUAUUAUACACAUUUUUUAACAGUGUUAUUUGUUUAGGCAUGAGGUGAUUGCAAAAAAUUUUUAUUUGAUUCUACAUUGCAAAUGUUUUAAACUUUUUGAUUCGUAUGUUUUGCUGUAAGUGUUUUACAAGUAAUUUAUUUGACAUUUGUUAGUUCUUUAAUUUAUGUGCACAUUUAAAAACAUACUAAUAGUUCAUUUAUAUGUACAUUUAUAUAAGGCAAAUACCUUAUUUUGUAUUGAACAGUUGACAGAAGACUGGUGUCACAUACAUUCAGGCAACACUAAUGGAAGUUAGUAACCAAAAAUAUUGAGAUAUUCGGAUAAGAAGAUAAUUUAGUCAUUAGGUCUAGUUCACUGUGCGUUAGGAAGCCUGUAACUGAGGAGACAACUCCUUCGGAGAACUUGUUGUGUAGGGACUUUGGAAGCCGAGCAUAAUACCUUUAAGGUCUAAAAGUAAUGCGGGUUUUCUCAGCUUCUUAUUGUGUUAGAGAAAUUAAUAAUGUAAAAUGAACUGAAGGCAUUUGUCACACACAUUCUUAUUUUAUUUCAUCCUUAAACAUCAACCCACAUAGUGCUAUAAUACAAUAAUUACUAUCGUAUCAUUAUUGUUAUGCCACAAUAAACCACAAACUUCAAAAUUUGUGAAUUAUGUAUGUGCUACGUAAAGACUAUUUAUUCACACAUAAUAUAAUAUGGGUUUAAAAACAUAUUUAUAAAAUAAAUAUUUUCUUCACAGCAUUUCAUUUUGUUUUAAAACAAAUAUCCAUCUUGUUUACAUUGUUACAUGAUGGAAAAUGGCUUUUUGAUAAUUUUUAAUACAACUACCAAGUCAAAAAACAAUAUUUACCCUAUUUAGCUGUUGAAAUUCUAAUUAUCAUUAUGGAAACUAUUAACAUGAAAGAAGAAGAUAUCAUUUUUCCAUCUAUUUGCAAGAUAAAAUACUGAGUUUUUAAAUCAUUGAAAUUGCUAAGAAUGAGAAAAGGCAGUUUUCUUAAGUUUUAUUUGUUGGAUGUCAGCGCUAAAAAGGUUAAACCAUAUUUCCUGUUAUCUUACAUAUUUAGUUGUUUCAUUUCAUUGCCUGUUUGAGUUGGAUAAAUUAUAUUAUGUUAUCUGAAGCAUAUUUUAUUAGUUUUUAAUAAAUUAAAUUUAAAUAUAUGCUUACAUGCUAUAAUAUAAAAAUUUUCCAGGAUAAAUACAUUUGCUGCGAAGAGUAUAAUAUGUCAUUAUUUAUCUUCAUUGAUGAUUGAAGAUUCAUGGUUCAGAGAUAAUGUAUUGAAAUAAAUAUUUGAGUGUAGAGUUUUAAAUUGCUAUUUUCUUAAAUGAAAAGUGAUUAAUUGGAUAUUUUCUGUGUAGGGAAUAUAGUUUUAUUAUAAAAAUAAAACUGUUUUAACCAUUCUAAAUUCAGUGAAUUUUAGUCAGUAUUAAUUGUCAAAAAAUGUCAAUUCUAGUUUUAUGAAUGAUUUUAAUCACUGUUGCAUGACGUUUAAUAAUUAAAUUUUUAGUUUUUAUUGGAAUAUGACUAGUUUUCAUCCAUAGUAUUACAAUCUGUGUAAAUUUUUCCCUUUUAUAUUGUUCCUAGUAAUCCAUCCAUUGUUGUAGAUUUUGUGGUACCUGACUAAUGAAAUUGUAAAAGUGAUUAAAUCUGCAAAAAAUAAUGAUUUUCCUAACUGUAGCUCUAAUUUGUAAUGAUGUACUACUACUAUUAUAUUUUGUCAUUAAUUCAGUUGUGGCAAACAGUAGAUGUUGGUUAAUACAAGCACAAAUGUUAUGUCUGUUUUGUUCACAGUGCUCGAACCAAACCAAUACUUUGUCGACUCUGACAACGAACUCUUGGUUUUGUAAAUAUUUAAUAUAGUUUGUGUUUAUAUUGUUUUAAGGUGCGUUCGCUUCAACUGUUGAGAUGUGGACUCAGUGUUAAUAUCAUUGAAAUGUGCCUAUAUUUUUUUAUCGAUUGAAUCUCUUGUCACUUUUGUUUUUGGACAUUAUGUUAUGCUUCAUAGAGUACUAUGUGUAUACUUUAAUUUUAACGAAUAAGGCUGAUAAUUAAUGUGAAUAUAGAUAACUGUUAGCAGUUUCACUUGUUUAAUAUUUAUUUUUUCUUGUAAGUACGAGAUACAAUAUUUGUUGUUACUUGCGGACAUGUAGCGGCAGGUUCGCCUGGAAAUGUGAUUGAAGCUGGUUCCAACGUUUCCUUCUGGAGAUGUUGUUUUUGUAAUGUGAUAUUAAAGUUUUUUAUGUCUUAA